AUGUCUCGAGAUCCUGCUUAUUUUCGGACAAUAUCAGUGAAACUCUCUGAGGUCCUCGAUGAUAUUGGAGUGAAUGAGAAAACGGUACUGAAGAAGAGGAGAAUGAUCUUAUUGAGCGAAACUAUAGGGAAGAUUGAACUAUUGUUAUUUGACAAAUGUGUUACUAACUAUUAUUUCGGUAGCCAAUCUGAAGGAUCAACAACAAUAGGACUCGAAUCAGACAUGGAUUUAGUUAACUGCAGUCAUUUUGUUCAUGUGAUAAAGGACUGGAGUGAGUGGCAACAUGGUAUGAUUAAUCUCCUAAUGAUCCGGGAUGAGACCACAUCACCUGGCUACUGCCUUCUGCAGGUAUUGAGGAAAGAUGAACCUCUUCCUCUGUAUUUACCUGAACAUUUAUCUGAAUCUGCAGACAUUUUUAGGUGUUAUACAGUAAGAGGAGGUAGAACAUUAAUGAAACCCGCCAGUUUCAAUAUUGAUGUUGAUGCAUUUGGCGUUACAAAUGUAAAAAAUGGUCCAGCAAACACAGUAAAACUUGCAGGUUUUACUGAAUGUGAUCUUGUUACUGCUUUCCCUUGCAAGUCAUGGCCUGUAGAAGCCCAAGCAUGGUUAGUAAGACAAGGUAUAGGAAGGUGGCCAACAGAAGAAAUGAAGACAUAUUGUGAGAAAACCGGAUGUUUUGUUGUUCCAGUGAGCAGUAAGAGUAGCCAGUGUGAGGACCUUGAAUGGAGAAUAUCUACUUCCAUGGCUGAAAGGUAUCUAAUGUUCAGUUUAAACAUUACACAAAUAAGAUGUUACAUCCUUAUGAAAAUGAUUCUGAAAGUAUUCAUAAAUCCUCAGUGUAAUGGUGUACUGUCAAGUUUUAUGUGCAAGACGGCUUUACUGCAUUGUAUACAGUGCACAUAUUCAAACAGUUGGCAACCGCCCAAUUUACUUGCAUGUUUGACUUUCUGCCUUAUCAUGUUGGAGAACUUUGUUAGGCAAAUGAAUUGUCCACAUUUUAUUAUACCUAAAAACAAUCUAAUGGCCGGGAGAAUUUCUCCUCGUGAAAAACAUAAAAUUCUAGAAAUCUUACAAAACUUUAUACAAACAGAAGGUCGUGCAUUACUGGCGAUUCCCAUUGACAAACUUGGCACUAGACUGCAAGUGAAGAUGAACAUGUAUGUUGCUUUUAACUACUACUGGAGUCCAGCCUUAAUCUAUGAAAUAAAUUCAGGAGAUUUUCUGAUGCACGUAAGCACUGCUAUAAAUGCGAAUCACCUGUUGUUUUUAGAAAGAAUAACAGAUGAGAGAAGUGGUGAUGUACAGGAGAUGUUGUCAGACUUCACAUUUAAACUGAUGAACGCAUACAGAGAAAUAGGUUGUAAUAGUUUAGAAAAAUCUGCACUCAAACUUAUGAUACCUCUGUUAUAUACUUCACUAGGGUCUGCGGUGGCAUCUAGUGAAAUUUACGCUGACGGAGUUAUAUCUCGUAAAGCUCUGACAUGUUUUUCUAUCGGUUUGAAUUCCGACGUAUCAUCUGGCAGACUUAAGUUUGCCUCAGCAAUGUAUUGUCUUGGAGAUAUGAUCAAAACCGAGAUUGUCUUGAGGAAUACUGAAGGCUUGUAUGAUCUGAACAUCGUGGAACCAGUAUGCAAGUGUUUUGUUUCAAGAACAGUUCCCACUAGACAUGGGUUCAAAUAUAAAUCAAGCACUGGCAAUGAAGAACUUCUCAGGCGAACGAUAGCCUUUUGUAUUAGAUUUACACGUCAUGAAAUUAACUGUGUUCCACAAGAGCUACAAUAUGAAAUGUUCAGAUCUACGCAAGAAGAACUAUUUGAAAGGAAUGAACUCUGUGACUUUUGGAUGGACUGGGCAGUAGUAGAUUCCCUUCCUUACAUCUAUUUUCUACAGUACAAAACGUAUGGCCACCUUCAGAGAGCAGCCGAGCAGCAGCAGGCACUCACAAACCUAGUCGCUACCAUUGAAAUUGAGUCUAACCUUUGUCACCGGGAAACAGCGCUAAAUUUAUUGGGGCAAUGUAUGGAACAGGAGAACCGACAUAAUGAUGCUCUGCGCUGCUACAUGCUAUCUCUGAACACCCGUGCAAGAAACAAUGCCGCAAAUUUUCUUGUAUCUCGGUUAUUUCAUGCAUUUGCUAGAAACAGACACGUCGUGUAG
Molecule: messenger RNA, 2157 nt
Organism: Mercenaria mercenaria
Lineage: Eukaryota; Metazoa; Mollusca; Bivalvia; Venerida; Veneridae
Exons: 1
Coding region: 1-2157 (718 amino acids)
Source: RefSeq, a predicted model, not a curated record